CCAAGCCCCAGGAGGCGCGCACACCAGAGCAGCCACAGAGCCACCGACUGCAGCUAGCUCUGCCGACGGCGUCACAGCAUGUACACCAGCAGAAUGGAGGUUCCCAGGAGGGGGCGAUCCUUCGACUCCAUGAACACCAGCUUCGGCGAGAAUCAGCUCAACAACGUGAUCCACAAGUCCAACUACACGAUGAAUGAUGACAACAAAGAGAAUGAAGACAACGCCUCUGAAAGGGGGAGAGCUGCCGUCAUUUUUUCUUUAAAAAACGAAGUUGGAGGGCUUGUGAAAGCCCUAAAGCUCUUUCAGGAAAAACAUGUGAACCUGGUGCACAUAGAAUCUCGAAAAUCCAGGAGACGAAAUUCAGAGUUUGAGAUCUUUGUAGAUUGUGACAGUAACAGGGAACAGCUUGAGGAGAUCUUCCAUCUCUUGAAAUCCCAUGCCAAUGUGGUAUCUGUGAACCAAACAGACAAUUUCCUCGUACAGGAAGAUGAUAUGGAAAAUAUCCCCUGGUUCCCUAAGAAGAUCUCGGAUUUGGAUAAAUGUGCAAACCGUGUUCUAAUGUAUGGUUCUGAUCUGGAUGCAGACCAUCCAGGUUUCAAAGACAAUGUUUAUCGGAAGAGACGGAAGUAUUUUGCAGACCUGGCUAUGAACUACAAACAUGGCGACCCAAUUCCAAAAGUUGAAUUCACCGAGGAGGAGAUCAGGACUUGGGGCACAGUAUUCCGAGAACUGCAUAAACUCUACCCAACCCAUGCUUGCAGAGAAUAUCUUAAAAACCUGCCUUUGCUAGCUAAGUACUGUGGGUACAGAGAAGACAACAUACCCCAGCUGGAAGAUGUGUCACGUUUUCUAAAAGAGCGCACUGGAUUUACUAUCCGCCCAGUUGCCGGAUACCUCUCGCCCAGAGAUUUCUUGGCAGGUUUAGCCUUCAGAGUAUUCCACUGCACUCAGUAUGUUCGACACAGUUCUGACCCGCUUUACACACCAGAACCUGAUACCUGCCAUGAGCUUUUGGGCCAUGUACCUCUUCUCGCUGAACCUAGUUUUGCCCAAUUCUCUCAGGAAAUUGGCUUGGCUUCCCUUGGGGCAUCUGAUGAAGCUGUUCAGAAGCUGGCAACUUGUUACUUCUUCACAGUAGAGUUUGGCUUAUGUAAGCAGGAAGGCCGGCUAAGAGCCUAUGGAGCCGGUUUACUCUCUUCUAUCAGUGAACUGAAGCAUGCACUGUCUGGAAAUGCCAGAGUCAAGCCCUUUGACCCCAGUGUCACCUGCAAGCAAGAAUGCAUGAUUACAACGUUCCAAGAAGUUUACUUUAUUUCUGAAAGCUUUGAAGAUGCAAAAGAAAAGAUGAGAGAGUUUGCAAAGACAAUCAGGCGCCCCUUUGGAGUGAAUUACAACCCGUAUACACAAAGCGUUCAGAUCCUGAAAGACACAAGGAGCAUUGCUACUGUGGUGAAUGAGCUACGCCACGAACUGGACAUUGUCAGUGAUGCCCUGACCAAGAUGGGCAAGCAGCUGGGAAUCUAACCUCUCCAGUGAUCAUCAACCACCCCACACUUGGCACCUAUGGAUUGGGUCCCAUUUUAGACAUUGAGAUACUCUUUGUGUGCUUUACCGCCCUGUGGUCUUCGGAUGA
This is a messenger RNA of Lacerta agilis (Sand lizard), 1633 nucleotides long. It is a transcript of the gene TPH1, whose product is annotated as tryptophan hydroxylase 1. Gene Ontology annotation, biological process: aromatic amino acid metabolic process; serotonin biosynthetic process. Gene Ontology annotation, cellular component: neuron projection. Bases 79 to 1524 code for a protein of 481 amino acids. The record is from RefSeq and is a predicted model, not a curated record. The transcript is spliced from 11 exons. Gene Ontology annotation, molecular function: tryptophan 5-monooxygenase activity; iron ion binding. NCBI's taxonomy places the organism in Eukaryota, Metazoa, Chordata, Lepidosauria, Squamata, Lacertidae.